This is a messenger RNA of Pseudomyrmex gracilis, 1781 nucleotides long. RefSeq names its product putative serine protease K12H4.7. Gene Ontology annotation, molecular function: dipeptidyl-peptidase activity; serine-type exopeptidase activity. The record is from RefSeq and is a predicted model, not a curated record. Gene Ontology annotation, biological process: proteolysis. NCBI's taxonomy places the organism in Eukaryota, Metazoa, Arthropoda, Insecta, Hymenoptera, Formicidae. The transcript is spliced from 11 exons. The coding region runs from base 198 to 1637 and encodes 479 amino acids.
UUCAUUAAAGUAUCUUAGUAAAAUAAUACAGUAAAUGCCACUCAAACAUUAUCGAUUAUUGAUCAUAUCUUAUCUGCGCUAUUAUUAUUAGCCAUUAUUCAAGAAAAUGGUAGAGUACGAAUCAGUUGUGUAAAGUCUAUUUAACGAGUUGGAAAAUAAAUAGGUUUCUUCAUUUUCUAAGUUAAAACCAAACCGAAAUGUUGUUGAAUGUGUUGCUACUUUUGUGUUCACUCCAAUCGAUCGUGAACGGAGUGGGUCUUCACGGAUUUACUUUUCGAGGUUUGAGGGAACCAGAGCCAUUGGCAAAGAAUGCGACCAUAAUCGAAGGUUGGAUCACUCAACCCGUAGACCAUUUUAAUCAUCGCGAUAAUCGUACCUGGUAUAUGCGUUAUCGGGAAAAUCCCAUAUUUCUGAAGACAAAUAGCCCUAUCUUUAUAAUGAUCGGCGGAGAAUGGGAAAUAUCGGACGGGUUUUUGCAAGGAGGAUUGAUGUACGAAUUGGCGUUGAAACACGGUGCCUUGAUGUAUUACACGGAACAUCGAUUUUACGGAAAAAGCAGACCAACAAGUGACACGAGCACGGAAAAUUUGCGAUACUUGAACGUUGAUCAAGCUCUUGCUGAUCUCGCUUAUUUUAUCGAAACCAAGAAGAAGGAGAAAAAGUUAGAAAAAAGUCCUGUGAUAGUGUUUGGUGGUUCUUACGCUGGAAAUAUGGCAGCGUGGGCACGACUCAAAUAUCCUCAUCUUAUUCAAGGCGCUUUAGCAAGCAGCGCGCCGAUUUAUGCAAAGGGCGAUUUUUACGAAUACUACGAGGUGGUGGCGAAAUCACUUGGUAGAACCAGCGCAAAAUGCGUCGAAGAUGUAAAAACUGCAUUCGAUUCAGUGGAAGAGUUGCUGCGCACGAAGAAUGGUUCUAACGACAUUAAGUCAAUUUUCAAUUUGUGCCAUGUGCCCGAUGUAAACUCUUUCAGCGAUCUUGGUCUCUUUUUAAAUACGUUAGCAGAGCUAUUUGCUGAAAACGUUCAAUAUAAUACAGUCGAAACUAAUCAAACGACAAUCGAACGGUUGUGCUUGGUCAUGACAGCGGAUCAUUUAGGUAGUCCUUUGCAGAGACUUGCACUUUUUUUCACGAAAGAUGUGCCGAAAUGUCUUGAUGUAAAUUACAAUAAUUUUGUAAAAAAAUAUCGAAAUGUUUUGUGGGAUUCGCCAGCAGCUGAGACUAUCAUGAGGCAGUGGACUUAUCAGACUUGCGCAGAAUACGGUUAUUAUCAAACAUCAAGCUCGAACAACUCGAUUUUUGGAACGUUGUUUCCUUUAAAUUAUUUUAUCACCUUGUGUAUCGACCUUUAUGGUGAUCACUAUGAUGAAACAAUAUUGAAUUCACGAGUUAGAAGAACUAAUAUUAUGUACGGAGGACGAUUGCCGGAUUUAACAAACGUUAUUUUCACAAACGGCGAUAUCGAUCCGUGGCAUGCAUUGUCGGUGCUCGAUGAUCUAAAUGCUUUCUCUCCUGCUAUUCUCAUCAAAGGAUCUUCUCAUUGUUGCGAUCUUUAUAGCGAUGCUGCCACAGACAUUCCUGACUUAAAAAAAGCCAGAAUGAAGAUUCGCGAUAUAAUUGGCAAAUGGUUGACCUCAUGAAAAUUCUUAAAUUUUCUGCGAAUACUUGUUGUUGCAAUUUCUCAGACAGACAAUAAAUAAUAAAAGGAUAGUACCGCCGUAUUCUUUGGGCAACAUGCUUACGUCCAUCUUGUUGUUGAUUGCGUCUUCGAGACUCGUGUAAAU